Messenger RNA from Chiroxiphia lanceolata (lance-tailed manakin), 2029 nucleotides. It is a transcript of the gene EIF2D, whose product is annotated as eukaryotic translation initiation factor 2D. Gene Ontology annotation, biological process: translational initiation; formation of translation preinitiation complex. The coding region runs from base 75 to 1859 and encodes 594 amino acids. NCBI's taxonomy places the organism in Eukaryota, Metazoa, Chordata, Aves, Passeriformes, Pipridae. The record is from RefSeq and is a predicted model, not a curated record. Gene Ontology annotation, molecular function: translation initiation factor activity. The transcript is spliced from 15 exons.
GUUUCCAGCCGGACGGUUUGUGGGCGCGGACGGCGCCAUGGCGGCCGCCGCGGGCUGAGGGGGACGGGCCCGCCAUGUUCGCCAGGGCGUUCCGCGUGAGGGCCAACACCGCCAUCAAGGGCUCCGAUCGGAGAAAGCUACGAAAUGAUGUUGCAGCAGCUUUUCCCAACUUUAGUGCUGAACAACUGGCUGAGUUUAUUCCAUACAAGCAAGAGCUCAAUGUCAUCAAAAUAUACUGUCACAAAGGGGAGGCCGUCACUGUUUACAUGAAUCAGAAGAACCCAAUACUGUUUGAAGUGGAGAAAGCUCUGUAUCCAACAGUGUACUCUCUGUGGGCCUACCCAGAUCUUCUCCCUGCCUUUUCAACAUGGCCCCCUGUGCUACAGAAACUUGCAGGAGGAGCAGAUCUGAUGCUGCCAGGAGUUGUGGUGCCAUCUUCUGGCUUCCCUCAGGUGGAGCAGGGCACACUCUGUGCUGUCACCCUCCUGGGAAACAGGGCUCCUGUGGCAGUUGCAGUUGCCACCAUGUCCACUGCACAAAUGCUGGCUGCUGGAAUGAAGGGGAAGGGCUUUGCUGUGCUGCACACUUACCUGGAUCACCUCUGGGAAUAUGGUGACAAAUCUUAUCCUCCUGCCUUAGCUCCCUUGGUCCCAGAUUGUGCUGGAGAUGAGGAAGAGCAGGAGGGGAAAGAGCCUGUCAGCAGCUUCCCCCCUGACCCAGUGCAGCACGUGGACAUGGGGGAUUUGAGCCUGAAGGAGCAAGACACUUGUGCAGAACUGCUGGGAAAGGAGGAAUCCCAUGAGAACAGAGCUGCAGAACCAGCUGAAAAUGCCAGCACAGAGGAUCAGCAGCAACCUGAAGACACCAGGACUCCACAAGAGCAAAUGGAUGCUUUAUUUAAUCAGUGCUUUUUUCAUGCCUUAAAAUGCAAAGUGAAGAAGUCAGAUCUCCCUCUGCUCACCAGCACAUUCCUACGAAGCCACAUGUUCUCCUGCUGCCCUGCUGGACAACAACUGGACAUAAAGAAAUCAAGCUAUAAGAAGUUCUCUAAAUUCCUGCAAUCCAUGCAGAACCAGAAGAUCCUACAAGUGAAGGAGCUGAACAAAGGUGUGGAGAGCAUUGUGGAAGUGGACUGGAAACACCCAGACAUUAAAGCAUUUGCAGUCCCUGAAGGAUCUUCUUCAGCCUCUGCUGCCCAAGACAGCAAGAAUGAAGAUGGGGAACAAGUGUACCAUGCCCCUGAAAUCAUUCCUCUUUAUGGGGUCUCAACCCAAAUGGUCCCACUCUUCCAGGAGUCUGGACACGGAAAAGGCAGCGUCCUCUCAAGCAGUGAGGUGAGAGACAUCAUCAUUAACUAUGUGAAGACUAACGAGUUGGUGGAUGAAUCAAACAAAAACCUUGUGAAGGUGAAUGCCAUUCUGUGUGAUUGCCUGUUAGAAAAAUCAGAACAAGAUGAGAUCUCACACCUUACAUGGGAUGACCUCUUGAGCAGGUGCCUUGAACGACUGCAGCCCUUCCACCAGGUGACAUUUUCCGGACAAGAACCUGUUGUGAGGAAAGGAUACAUCGCACACAUCGACAUAAGCAUAGCCCAGAGAUCAUCAAAUAAGAAGGUGACAAUUAUCAAGAACCUGGAGCCGUAUGGUCUGGACCCACAGUGUGUGGCCAACACCCUGCAACAGAAAGCCCAAGCCAGUGCCACCCUCAACCCGGUACCAGGAGCAAAAGACAGAGUUCAGGUCCAGAUCCAAGGGAACCAAAUCCAUCACCUGGCCAAGAUCCUGCUGGAGGAGUAUCAGCUCCCUAGGAAAUACAUCCGAGGCCUGGAGAAGGCUCCAAAGCUCGGCCGGAAGAAGUAGGAGGAAAAUCUGCUGUUCACAGGAGUGUUUUCUGCCAACAAAUGGAGGAUCAUGUGCAGGCCCUGUUCGUUCAAAAACGAGUCCUGGAUGUUUACAAGGUCUGGAAUUCACCCAAAUAAUGAUAUUGCUCCAGGUGUUCAUUUUUCAUGAAAAUAAAAAGCUCAAUAAAA